Messenger RNA from Ceraceosorus guamensis, 5259 nucleotides. RefSeq lists its product as hypothetical. Gene Ontology annotation, cellular component: fungal-type vacuole; membrane. Gene Ontology annotation, biological process: transmembrane transport. The transcript is spliced from 3 exons. NCBI's taxonomy places the organism in Eukaryota, Fungi, Basidiomycota, Exobasidiomycetes, Ceraceosorales, Ceraceosoraceae. Gene Ontology annotation, molecular function: ATP binding; ABC-type peptide transporter activity; ATP hydrolysis activity. The coding region runs from base 1 to 5259 and encodes 1752 amino acids. The record is from RefSeq and is a predicted model, not a curated record.
AUGUCGAUGAUGAUGAUGCAGGUCCAAGGCUUCGUUGCGCUGCAUCAGCAAGAUUCGAAUUUUGCAGAUGUGCUCGGAGCUUUUCUGCCGUUUGCUGUGUUACUGCUGGCAAUCUCGGCCUCCCUCGUGCCGGCAUCCAGGUUGCCCAGCUGGCUCAAGCUCGUCCUUUUCGACUUUGUCACCGACGAGGACUUGGAAGAAGCGGGAGUGGCGAGGUACUACGAGAGUCUCCGCGCGCAAGCCGAUGCAGCGGAAGUCGAGGAGCACGAUGCGGACGAAGAGCUCAGCAGCGAGACUCAAGCUCUCCUCUCGCCUACUGCCACAUCAGCACCUGUAAAGGACCGCAGUGACAUUGUCACAAUUCUGCGGCCCAGCUUUGCCCGUACGGCAGCCCUCUUCGGUUUGGCUACCGCGCAGCUCUGCUGGGUCGCUGGAGGAGCAGCUUAUGCAGGAGCACUGACAGCAAGCAGUCGAAAUUCGUCGGGCAUCACUCCUUCUGCAGUCCUGCGCAUCAUCGUCUGGAGCUUCGUGCUGCUUCGACUCCUGCUCAAACCACCAGCAUCUCCUCCCUACGAUGUCGUCGCCAUCACCUUUUCGAGUCUGGUCGGCGCAACUCUAUGUGCAGCUCAACAGCUGCUUGUUGAGGAUCAGGGCGAGACCAAGACACUAAGCAUCUUUGGCGAUGCGAUCUCGGUGGCGUUGCUGCUUGCGCUUCUGCUGCAGCUCAGCGCGCUGCCCCUCAGCACAUUGCGGCUAAAGGGGACCAGAGGCAGAGCAGUGGCGCUGGAGGACUCUGCCACGUUGGCUUCAUGGGUGACCUUCAGCUGGCUGACUCCGCUGAUUCAGCAAGGCUCGAGGCGAGACUUGGACGAUGUCGACGUGCCUGACGUCAGCGCGAGCAUGCAAUCGAGCCUGCUGCUGUCCAAGAUUCUCAAAAUGCAGGGCUCGUUGCUGAAGAGGUGCUGGCGCGCCAAUGCACACGACGUGGUGAUUGAUGCGUGCUUGACCUUCGUGUCUGCCGCGCUUUCCAUUGCCGGUCCAUACUUCCUCAAGCGCAUCCUGGAAGCAAUUCAGGCUGCCGACGUCGCCAGCGGUGGUACGGGGCGCGUUCCAAAGUCCGCGUAUGCCCUGCCCCUGGCUGCCUUCUUCGCGGCUGUGUGCAAAAGUCAAAGCGAUGUGCAGCACCUUUUCGCUGGUCGACGUGCUGGCGUCCGCGUGCGCGGCGAGCUGAUCUCUCAGAUCUAUCACAAGGCCCUCAAGACGCGCGCCAUGUCCGCGGGACGGACAGAGGUCGAAGCGAGUUUGCCAGGCGUAGUGGAUAAGAUGAGCAUGCGGGAUCGUAGAAAGAGCAAAGGCAGCUCCAAAAAUGUACCGCCGGACCAGCAACAACCGGCGGGCAAGGAUUUGGGGGCCAUCGUAUCACUCAUGGCAGUUGAUUCCCAAAAGAUCAGUCAGCUCGUGUCCGGUGCGUACUUUCUGUACUCGAGCCCCGUGGAAAUUUUGGUCGCCAGCAUCUUUCUGUACCGCCUCCUAGGUUGGUCAGCGGCCGUUGGCUUCUCCGUCCUCCUGGUCUCUACGCCUCUACAGUCAUAUCUGACUCGCAGAGCGAUGCAUAUUACGCGAGAGCUUGGCCAAGCUCGAGAUCGAAGGACUGCCCUCAUCGCCGAGCUGUAUGCAGCCCUUAGACCUGUGCGCUACUUCGCGCAAGAAGAACAGUGGACGCAGCGCGUCCGAGAUGCGCGAGAGGUGGAGCUGCAAUUGCUCAAGAAACGUCAAGUGCUGAGCGCUGGCAUUGCUGUGCUAUGGGCUGCCGUCCCUGCCGCCAUCACGACGAUCUCCUUCUUGACCUACAUUCGUACCGGGAACCGUCUUGGCAUUGAGGUGGCUUUCCCAGCCAUUCAAACCAUCUCUGCUAUGCGCGCAGCGUUGAGCAUCUUACCAGUCUACAUCACAAACUUGCUCAAUGCGGGCGUCUCCAUGGAGCGUAUCGAAACUUACCUCGCCGCCGACGAGGUGCCGGAGUGGGUCUCCACCUUAGAAGCGAGCCACUCUCCAGUCGUUACGAGCGGCAAGCUCGGAUUCAAGCAGGCCACCCUCAGCUGGGAGAAAGCGGACAUCACAGAGCCCGUUCGCGAGGCAGAGCCUCGACAAUUACAUAAACAGGCGCUCCUUGCGCGCGCUGUGCAGAGAAUCAGAGGUCAACGAGACAAGGCUGGAGAGACUGCGCCUCUUUUGCCUGGCGACGGCGCCCUGCAGCCACCGACGGGAAUAGAUGGGUACGACUCAGGAGCCGCGACGCCAAUUUCACCCUUUGCGCUCGAAGCUUUGGACGUCAUGUUCCCUCAAGGCAAGCUGUCUUUGGUGUGUGGUCCGACUGCAAGUGGCAAGAGCUCGAUGCUCGCUGCUCUCUUGGGCGAGAUGGAGAUUCGCGAGGGCGAUGUCUUCUUGCCCAAAGAAGCUGGAAGAGUACUACAGGGUGGCUUGAUAUCCAGCGUUGCUUUCGCAGCCCAGAGACCGUGGCUUCAACAUGCGACUGUGCGGGAGAAUAUUCUUUUCGGAGCCCCAUUUGAGGCGGAUAGGUACGAGAUGGUGUUGGAGUGCUGUGCGUUGAAGCCCGACUUGGUGCUUCUACCAGCUGGAGACGAGUCGGAAGUUGGAGAAGGUGGAUUGGUCCUUUCGGGCGGUCAGCGAGCUCGAGUAGCUCUGGCAAGAGCGAUGUACUCGCGUUCCGCCACUGUACUCCUCGAUGAUAUCCUCAGCGCUCUCGACGCGCAAACCUCCAAGCAGGUGGUCACGACGUGCCUCAAUGGCCCGCUUCUGGAAGGUCGCACUUGCAUCAUUGUCUCGCAUCAUGUGGAGCUCGUAUUGUCAAUACCUUGCGCCCUCGUGGUUAAGAUGAGCCACGGCCGCAUCGAGGCUCAGGGAACCCCAGAGGAACUGCGGGAGCAGGGUCAUCUGGCUGCUAUCAAGGCGGAAGAAGCUGCUGAAAGCAUCGAGCAGGAUUUGCAAGCACCGAUCACUGGAGCCCAGCAGUUGGAGCCAGAGGGCUUGCCCGCCGCCGCACCUUCUGUGCCUGCCCUCAACGUUGGAGGCAGCCUAGGCAACGCCGCAGCCCUGGCCGUCGAAGUGCGUAGCAGGCGCGAGCGAGGCAAGCUCGUGGAAAAGGAACGGAGGGCGAAAGGGGCGAUGAAAGUGCAGGUGUAUGUCACUUAUCUUGCAGCUUAUGGAUCGAUCACUGUCGCGCUGGCUCUGCUUGCUCUAGUAUCUCGGCAGACCUUUGAUACGGGGGAAAAGUUUUACCUCAGCUUUUGGGGCAGCUCAUACAGCACCAAGGCAACGAGCGCUGCAUUCGCAGUCGCAGCGGCCCCGCAGCAGGCAAUCUCCUUCCUAUUCAGUUCCGUUGGAGAAGGCAUUACAGGCUUCCAUGCUCUAACCUACUUAGCGUCCGACCUGCAACUGGGUCAAGUAGGUGCAUCGGCGCUACCGCCUGCCAACGAAAAUGUUUGGCCAUACCUCGGAGGCUUUAUCGCCAUCCAGGUCGCAGGCUCAGCAUGCCUAUGCUUGUUGAUACUGAUUAACCAAUCCGGUGGACGAAAUGCUGCACGAGCACUCUUCAUUCAGGCUCUGGAGACAUUAAUGCGCGCGACGUCGAGGCACAUCGACAUGACGCCCAAGGGAAGAGUGCUCAACACUCUCAGCAAAGACGUCGGACAGGUGGAUGAAAGCGUGCACGACACGAUGCAAGCCAUGGCGGGAUACAUAAUUGGUCUUGUGACCUCUCUGGGUGUCAUCACUCUCACUUUGCCUUUCAUGCUGAUCCCGAGCGCGCUCUUGGCCUAUGCGAAUUAUAAGGUGGCGAUUGGAUAUGUUCGUACUGCUCGUUCCCUCAGGCGGAUCGAGUCCACUAGUCGAUCUCCACUCAUCUCGAGCUUCAGCGAGCUGCUGUCGGGCCUGGACACUGUCCGCGCAUUUUGCGCCGAGCGACGAUUGCUUGGCAAAUUCCUUCAGCGACUGGAUCAUACGCAGAGCGCAUUUCACUACUUUUGGAUGUGCAACAGACAUUCUCUGUUACGUCUGGAUGUCCUUGGUGCUCUCGGUAUUAUGGGCGCGUCCAUGACCGCGCUGGCAGGAGGCAUUCCGGCUGGCCUGGCUGGUGUGGCUCUGAGCAUGGCAUCCUCCACCACAAUGGCCAUUUAUUGGCUUUCGAGGUACAUCACUUCUCUCGAGCAGGAUGCCAACUCGCUCGAGAGGCUGCAGGAUCUCAUCACAUUGACUCCAAUGGAGGCAUCAGCAGUGAUCGAGAGCAACAGACCGCCCGCUUCGUGGCCCUCGAAGGGUGCCAUCGAAGUGCGCAAUCUGUCCCUGCAGUACGCGCCAGAGCUGGAUCCCGUGCUGCACAAGGUGACUUUCACUGUGCAGCCUGGCGAGAAGAUCGGGGUGGUGGGCAGGACCGGAAGCGGCAAGUCCACGCUUGCGCUCGCCCUCUUUAGGCACCUGGAGUACAUGCCGGGGUCUCAGAUCCUGAUCGAUGGCAUAGACGUCUCUGCCAUUGGUCUGCGGGAUCUUCGAUCGAGGCUAACAAUCAUCCCACAAGAUCCCACGCUUUUUACCGGGACUGUGCGCUCGAAUCUAGAUCCAUUCAACGAGCACUCUGACGAAGCCUGCAUCGAGGCUCUCCACCGCGUUCAUCUCCGCACCACCCCACCGGUCUCCCAACCCGCCAGCAGGAUGACGAGUCGAUACAACACGCUCAGGCGCAGACCCAGUGCUCUGGACGGCUCGUUUGCGAGUGCAGAGGACGACAGCGGCACGCCGGGUGUAGACGGGGAGGACGAAGAUGAGAGGAGCUUCGUCACCCUUGAUUCUCCAAUUGCCGAUGGCGGCACAAAUCUGAGUCAAGGCCAGCGCCAGCUCAUUGCCAUGGCAAGGGCACUGCUACGCGCGGGCAAGGUGAUCAUCAUGGAUGAAGCCUCUUCCUCGGUCGAUUUUACCACAGAUGAAGCUAUUCAAAGCGCCGUUCAAGAUGGGUUCAAGCACUCUACCGUGCUGACCAUCGCCCACAGGCUUUCUACCGUCGUCGGCUACGACCGGAUUCUGGUGAUGGACGCCGGUCGUGUUGCGGAGUACGACACGCCUGCGGCGCUACUGUCCAAGACGGAAGGCCUUUUCAAGAGCCUCUGCGAAAAGAGCGGCGAUUAUCGACAGCUGCGGCAGGUCGCUGAAGAGGCCGCGGAAGCGAGACGAAGCAGGCAAGACUGA